AUGGAGAAUGCAGCUUUGAAGAAGAGGGCUCACUUGCCGGUGUCAAGGAUUAACACUAUUAUGAAGAGUUCUUCAGAUGUGGACAAUGUAGAUAAACAAUCAUCUUUGCUAAUGUGUAAAGCAACAGAGAUGUUUAUAGGAAUGUUAGCGCUAGAAGGUUACAAGAAGGCUAACCAAGCCAAAAAAUUAGACUACAAACAUAUAGCUGAAAUAGUGCAUGCAGAAGAAAAAUAUAAUUUCCUUAGGGACAUAAUGCCCAAAAAAAUUUCAGUUUUAGAAUACAAAAAUAUUAUGGCGAAAAAACAGGCGUUAAAUAAUAAGCAAACAAAAGAAGAGGUUUCCUCCUCAAGUUCCUCAGACGAAGAAGACUCUAGUUCUGGAAGUGAAGCAAGCAAUGCAAGUGCAUAG
This is a messenger RNA of Diabrotica balteata, 408 nucleotides long. Lineage: Eukaryota; Metazoa; Arthropoda; Insecta; Coleoptera; Chrysomelidae. The record is from the annotation of a GenBank genome assembly.